AUGAUGGAGAGAUACGACGCAUAUAAGACGAUUAAGAGGGAUUUAGAUGAAAAGUUUGUUAUUGAUGAGAGAAAAUGGGGAUGUUUUUUUUUGGAUGAAAAUGGUGUUCUGGGGGCUGUGAUAUGGGUUGUAGUUGAUCGAGGGGAGAAAGGGAGAGGUCAUUGUAUGAUAUUGGGAGUAAAGAUGUCAAUAUAUGUGUAUAGAAAUAUGAGACUGGAGGGCGAAAAAGGAGGAGAUAAGGGGUCUAACAGUGUUAGAAAUAAUGAUUAG
This is a messenger RNA of Pneumocystis carinii B80, 270 nucleotides long. RefSeq lists its product as hypothetical. The transcript has 5 exons. The record is from RefSeq and is a predicted model, not a curated record. Lineage: Eukaryota; Fungi; Ascomycota; Pneumocystomycetes; Pneumocystales; Pneumocystaceae. Bases 1 to 270 code for a protein of 89 amino acids.